Messenger RNA from Bipolaris oryzae ATCC 44560, 588 nucleotides. RefSeq lists its product as uncharacterized. The coding region runs from base 1 to 588 and encodes 195 amino acids. The transcript is spliced from 2 exons. The record is from RefSeq and is a predicted model, not a curated record. NCBI's taxonomy places the organism in Eukaryota, Fungi, Ascomycota, Dothideomycetes, Pleosporales, Pleosporaceae.
AUGGCUCAAGCAAACAACGAACCGUCGAGAAACUAUCAGAACGAGAUUGCUCUUCCAACAGACCCAUUCUCGGCUCCAGUCAUGCCCGUCGCGAACAGCUCUACCCAAACAGAGCCAGAACCUGCUCUCUUCACGUUCAAUCCAAUGACCGACCCUUUCCAUCCUGACUCCAUUGACAAGCAGGGCAGCUCCUCGACAAAAGACGAUAGCUACUUCUUCGAUCAGAAUCCCGUCUUCGACAUUCCUCUUAUAGCAGACUCUCAGUGCAUUUCACAGGACUUCAACUUUGAACUGGCUACGAACAUCAACCACGACGUUUCCAUGGACUACACGCCCAUAACCGAACCCAUGAUUCCAGCGCCGACCAUGGAGUCAUUGGAGCUUUCAAUCCAAAUCCUGUGGGCCGAGCAUCAAAUGACAACUCGGUAUCUAGAAGGGCGAUUGGCCGAGACUAUCGCUGCAUCCGACAGCCUCCGGAAGGAUGUAGACGCGAUGGCGGAGUGGAUCCAGCGCAUUUACGAUCACCUCGAUUCAUCGCUAGCGCCAUCCGCCUCUACUGAGAACGGUUCACAGGAACGCGUCGAGUAA